Phasianus colchicus (ring-necked pheasant) is the source of this 1503-nucleotide messenger RNA. It is a transcript of the gene SELENOF, whose product is annotated as selenoprotein F. The record is from RefSeq and is a predicted model, not a curated record. Gene Ontology annotation, molecular function: oxidoreductase activity. Gene Ontology annotation, cellular component: endoplasmic reticulum lumen. Lineage: Eukaryota; Metazoa; Chordata; Aves; Galliformes; Phasianidae.
CGGGGGCCUGCGUGCCGGUUGGCUGCGGCUUUCCGGAGCGGGGGAGGGUCCUGCCCCGGGGCCGCGUAGCGAGUGCCGGACCGGGGCCGGGAGGAAUCUCCUCCGCUAGCCCCCUGUAGAGCACAGUACUGAGCAGCUAAAGUUGCCGUCGCUGCGGACUCCCCGCAGACGUCCCGCGCUGGCCGUUCUCGCCGGCCGUCUGCGAUCCGGCCCGCCGCCCCGCACCAGGCAGCGCCGGGCGCCGCAGCGCCCGAGGUCCCCGCUCGGCCCGCCCGCCGCGCUGCCGGCAGCCCGGGUCCAAGAUGGCGGCGAUCGCCGAGUUGGCGGCCCUGGGGCGCUGCUGGCUGUGCCUGCUGCUGGGGCUGCCCGCGAUAAACGUAUAUGGAGCACAGCUGUCAUCAGAAGCUUGCAGGGAACUUGGCUUUUCCAGUAACUUGCUCUGCAGCUCUUGCAACCUUCUUGGACAGUUCAAUCUGAAUCAGUUGGAUCCAUUCUGUAGGCAGUGCUGCCAAGAAGAAGCUCAGCUGGAAAGCAGAAAGCUUUAUGCAGGAGCUGUCCUAGAGGUAUGUGGAUGAAAAUUGGGAAGGUUCCCUCAAGUCCAGGCUUUUGUCAGGAGUGAUAAGCCUAAGCUAUUCAGGGGACUGCAAAUCAAGUAUGUGCGUGGUUCUGACCCUGUACUGAAGCUGCUGGACGACAGUGGGAACAUUGCAGAAGAACUGAGCAUCCUCAAGUGGAAUACAGACAGCGUGGAAGAGUUCCUAAGUGAAAAAUUAGAGCGUCUUUAAGUCAUUGCUUUUGUGUUCCCUUUUCAGGUUUUUUCAUGGUAAUCAUCUCAGAUGAAAUGUGCUACAGUUGAAAAAACAUUCCAGUUUCUAUGUUAAUUUUUAAAUACCUGUUGUGCUGCACUAAACAGCUUGUAAUUGGAAGGGGAAGCUUCUGAACACAUCUGACAAAUUGACAAACAAAAGAGCUUUCAGUUCUUAGUGCAUUUAUCACUAACAAAAUGCUUUGUUUCCAACUUUGUUGUGCAAAUAUCAUUUUGUUAUAAUUGGACUUUUUUUUUUUUUUAACAAACACCCUUUAAAUUUAAGAGCUUCAGAUAAUUGAAAUGGUUACCAUGCUCUUGUGUGCUGCUCUUUAUAAACAUUUCACAACCAAAAGCAAUGUAACACCUCCCAAAGAACCUUGACUGCUAAUACCCUCUUCUUUUUUUGUAUUUGCAAUAUCUCUUUUUUAGAAGCAUUGUUUACCAUGACUAUGUAGUUCACGGGUUUUGAAGCUGAUGGAGGAACUCAUGUUCUAGUGCUGCAAUACAUUUGGUAAGCACACUUUAGUGAAGACUGCAUAGAAAACCUCUGAGGUAUGUGCUAGUCAGAUGUCAGGUGUGCUUUGCAUCAAGUGUUUUGCUUCAGAGAACAUGAAAUAGAAGGAAAAGAUUUUCAAGACCUAUAAUUUUCACAAAUUUAUUGGAAUUCUCUCUAUCAAAUAAAUUUAUAAACUGUU